Molecule: messenger RNA, 4474 nt
Organism: Anoplophora glabripennis (Asian longhorned beetle)
Lineage: Eukaryota; Metazoa; Arthropoda; Insecta; Coleoptera; Cerambycidae
Gene: FAM21
Product: WASH complex subunit 2
Exons: 16
Coding region: 150-4343 (1397 amino acids)
Source: RefSeq, a predicted model, not a curated record
ACAGAGACUUGUCAUUUGUUUUUAUUUAUUAUUUAUUUGAACAGAAAUUGUUCAUAAAAAACAUUGAUGUUCAAAAAAGUGUAGUGAUAAAAACGUACAGGCUCUAAAUGUGAAACAUUCCAAUAGUUGUGAUAUUAAUUGUAAUCAAAAUGGCUAGCGGCGGUGAGAAAAACUGGAGUAGGCCUUGGUCUAUGGAGGAGAUGAUAGAAAACGCCGAAAACUGGUCUUUAGCGGGAGACGUGGCCCUUUUGAACACCCUCAAAGCCUUCUCAGAAAAUCUGUUCUCAAAAACUCUCCUCAUUAGCAACAAUGUGAACAACCUGUUGCACAGUUUGGAUGAGGUGAAUUUGAAGUUGAAUUUAUCCCAGAACGAGUUUCAAAGCCUGCGGAAUACCCAGUUCAUCGAAAGCAGGGUUUACGAAGACGACGAAACGUUGGACUUUAAAGAAGAAGCUCAGCCUGAACAAAAAGCGCCCUCUGACGAGGAAAAAGAGAAGCUGAUGCGGGAGUCCGUCCUAGAAGGCCUACGAGUUGUUGAUAAGUACUUCGAAAGAGUUGAAGUAUCUAUAAGUGAUAGCGAAGAUGAAGAAUCCGAUAAAAGUUACAUCUUACGGCCUAAAGACAUUUAUGCCGACCGCCCCCUACCUUUGGUUAUUGGUACCGAGGAAUGGUACAAGAAAUGGCAUGUCGGACUUGCCGAUUCCUCUAGCGAAAGCGAGUCCGAGAAGGUUUCGGAGACUUACAGCGAUUCGGAAUCGGGCGAUGAUCUGCCGAAAGACUUGAUGAAAGGAUCGGAGACAAGCUCCGAGUUAGAUUUCUCCAGCCGGACCAGCGACAAUAGGCCUGCCGCCAAUUCCACGUUUAAUGAAUCUGCGAGGAAACCGAACGUGUUCGCGUCGGACGAGGAAAGCGACGGCCAAGGUUCCGUACCGGUUAAGACGCCAAUUUCGAGUAAGAGCUUCGCCGAGCAACUCGCCGCCAAACUUGGCGACGUAAUAAGCGAAAGGGAAGAUAUAUCCACGGAGAUCAACAGGAAGCCCAUCCAACCGGCACAGAACAAAUUUGCUGGUGACUUAUUCUCUGACGAACCUCCUCCUUUGGACGACUUGGAAGACACGAUACUGCCGAAAAGCGCUCACGAGGGUCUGUUUUCCGGGGGACGUGGCCUUUUCGACGACAACGAAGACGAUCUGUUCUGGGGCCAGCAGAGCAAAGGGCCUAGUGGUAAGCCUUCGGACGGAGCGGAGGGCGUUAAGAAGGAAACCGAGAGGUCUAGCGAAAAGGUUGUUUCCUCGGUCGAUCCCCCGCCUAGAUCUUCGCAGGUUACUAAAGGCCCUUUCGACACCGACGAGGAUAGCAGUGACGAGGACAUUUUUUCCACGAAAAAGAAGCCGGUAGCGAGACAACCUUUCCUGCAACCUUACGCGACGACCGCGCCGCUUUUCGACGAAGAACCUCCGGAAUUGGAGAAGCCCAAAAAGCCGAUAGAAGAGAAAAAGAAACCGAUAGGAGGAGUGUCGAUUUUCGGGAAAUCCGACAUAUUCUCCGGGGAAAAAGUGGGAAAUAUAUUAAAAUCGCGACAGCAAGAUCCGGGAAACAGCGGUAACGUUGACGGGAAAGUAACUCGACCAACCGUCAAGUCUGAGAAAAACAGUGAAGAGGUAAAGCCUAAGUUGCCGAAUUUAUUCGACGAAGACGAAGAUAAAGAACCUGCAACGGUUCCCACUUUAGCAAACCCCAAGCCUCAGAAAAUAAGUCUGUUCGACGAUGAAGAAGAAGCAAAACCAGAUCCCGCGUCAAAGCCCAAGAAAAUCAGUCUUUUCGACGACGACGACGAUCUCUUCAAAGACGACUUGUUCUCCGGUAUCACCGCGAAAAAGCUGACGUCCAACUUGUUCGACGACGUAGGCGAAAGCUCCGAAAACCUCUUCGCCGCAAACGUUAAUAAAAACGACACCCCCAAGGCUGAUCUGUUCAGCGAUUUGGCCGGCAUCGAAGAUGUCGAUAAGAACGUCACGGAGCAGAAACCCGAGGCCAAACCGAAGAAAACCCUCGAUUUGUUCGCUGCCGAAGAAGAUUUGUUUGGUAUAAUACCGAAACCUGUCGAAAAUGUCGAUAAAACCGUGACGGAACAAGAAAACGACUUGAAACCGAAGAAAACUCUCGAUUUGUUUAGUGCCAAGGAAGAAGAUUUGUUUGGUAUAAAACCGAGUAGUAGCGAGCAGUUGCUUCGUGAUAACACCGAAAUUGACGAUAUCACGAAAGAAACUGAAGGCUCAAAACGCACUGUAGGUAUAAACGAUGAAGUAGAUAAAGGUGCUACCAAAACUGUCGAAAACUUGCCCCAAAGGCAGGUGAUAGGUGCGGAAAAGUUGUCGUCGAGUGAGCAGAAGACCACAAAGGGACUUUUUGAUGAGAGCCUGGAAAAGGACGAUAGUGAAGAUCUGUUCAAGCAGGUAAAUGUGAAGAAAGAGCAAGAGAAAACUGACCUGUUCGAGGAUCAAACUUCAGAAAUUGCAAAAAAUACCGCCCAAAACCAGAAAAACGUAAAGUCUGACCCUAAAGAGGCCCCACAAUCCCAGAUGGUCAAUUCAGAACCAGGAACAUCGAAUGUUGUAGAGAAAUCUGAAACUAGAACUACUAUAAAUCUGUUCGGGUCGUCUCCGCCGCCGGAUGACGAUGACUGGGACACUAAAUCGGUCCCGUCUUCGGAUAACGAGGACCAGUUUUCGUUCCGCAUCGACUAUAACACAGCGGGAUCCAGUCUCUUCGAUAACGAACCGCCCUCACUCGGUCCGAAUGAGUCUAGUGGCAUAGUACGAGACGAAAACGUUACGAGGGUGGAUACCGACGAGUCUUUCUUCAACCCAUACGCAUCGUCUUCCAGAAGACUCUCCUCGGACGUUUUCAGCGAUCAGCAGUCGCAGGACAGUUUCUUCGUCACUAAGAAUAAAACCGAGUCCGUCAGUGUCGUUCCGCCGCUGGAUAAAAUACCGGAAGUCAGCAAGUUUAGCAAUCUAGACAUAACCCCUAGCGGUAACUUGGAGGAUUUAGAAGAUUCAAAAGGUGAUAGUUCUGUAUUCCAAGACAGCCCCCAGCAUAGCCAGAUUGCUACUUCCGACCCCAAGAAGCCUGUUUCUCUUUUCGACGACGAAUUUGACAACUCUGCAGAUGCCGACGGGUUGUUCUCGUCCAUAUCUAAAAGCAGCAACGCGCCUAAACUUUCGGAGAAGCGAUUAUCGCUCUUCGACAAUAUGGAUGAUGUCUUGGAGGUAAAUCAUAAAAGCAAAAAUCCAGUUCAGGUCGAGAAUAAAGAGGAAGCCAAAGAUUCUACGAAAGCCGAAGAGUUAGUGACAGAAACAGAACAAAAAAGUAUGUCGGCUGAGGCUGUUAGCGGUGAAAAAAAGGUCAAGAAGCCCCCGACAGGCUCACCCGGCAAGCUGAAACACAACCUCAAAAUCAACGUGAAUGCCCUGAUGCCGGGCGCAGCCCCUCCGAGACUAAGAGAGAUGAUGAAAUCUCACAGCCUGGACCUGCCCAAAGACCAGACAACGACCCCUACGCAACCUUUGAGCCCCGACGUGGGACUUUUCAUGCCUACCGUUUCGAUUCCCCGCAGGGACGGAUCGAGCACGAGUUCGGAGAAAGCGGUGAGCUUCGAAGACGCGCUGGAUAACAUCGAAGUACUUCACAGCGUCACAAAGGAUAGGGCAAAGAUCCCGAUAAAGAGGCGACCGUCGACCAGAAGAGGGCGCAAGCAGGCUAUACAGACCGCAUCGUCGGAGCCUGCAGUUGUGAAAGGUGACGACGAUGCUGACGUCGUGACGGAAAGUACCAAAUUCGAGCCUGUAGUGGUAGAACCAGUGACGUACCAAGAAUCUCCGCCGAGCCUAUUCCACACACCCCCGUCAUCCGAAGCCGUCCAAACAGCGCAAACUCCACCCUCGGACGUGAAGCAAUCGAGGGUCGCCAGCAUCUUGGACGAUAUCGGAAACGACGCCAGCGACCUCUUCCCCGCUUCGACUGAGAAAGUCACCGAGGAAAAGUCGAAGGGUUCCAUUUUCGAAUCGGAAGAUUCCGACGGCGAAUUAUUCGGCCACACCGGGGCUAACAGGGCGAAGAAGGAGGGCGCACACAAGAAAGUCGACGGCGGGAAGAAGAAACCCCUGUUCAACGACAGUUCCAGCGACGAAGACCUGUUUUCGGGCGCCGGCGGGGGCGGUUCCAAGAGAAAAGAAAAUGUGCAAAAAGUUAUCGAAAAGAAACCCCAAAAACCUCCGACGACGAGGAAAUUGGAAAACAUAGAAACGAACGAGGACCCCCUCUCGUCUUUGUUGAAAUAAAUAGCGUAUCUACAAAAUUGUUAGCGAUUGUUUAAAGUUUAUCUAAUGCUAUUCGAUUGGCUUAAAUUGUUUAUUUAAAUGUUAUCUGUUGUAUGAAGUUAUAAACCAAGGUUUUAUUAAAAUAAUUCAUA